CUGGUCCUGGGAGUGAUGUCACCUCACUCCCGUAUGGGCAUUCAUUCCACCAACAGUGUGCGUCUCCCUGCUUCUCCAAAGCGAUGCUGUUCUCCAAAACGCUAAAGCAGCAUUACGCACGGAGAUGUGACAGCAGGGGAACGACUUUGUUCGUGGUGCCCUGGUUUGUGAACUGUAUUCUUCUCGCGGAUAUUCUCGGAACUUCGUGUGCUCGUCGGAACUAUUUAGAGGACCUGUGAUGAAUGGUUUGCCAUUUGAGGAGAUGCGUUUGUGCAGGAGCGUUACGCGCAACGUAUCGCCAUGCCAUCAGUGAAAGGCAGCGCACCCAAUCUUAGCUGUUUUGGAAAGCAAACGGCUGCAAAACAACAAACAUGAUACGAAAUGACAAGUUGGAGGCAGAAUGGAGUUAACCCAAUUCAAUCUGUCAGUGGAAAACGUUUCCAACGAUGUGAACACCACGGACGCACCUCUCGCCUUGCCACAUACGGAGGCAGCCACUGCCCUCAUCAUCCUGGUGGUGAGUGUGAUCAUUUCGGUGACCAUUGUCGGUAACGUGUUGGUGAUUGUAGCGGUGCUGACCAGCCGGGCUCUCCGUGCGCCCCAGAACCUUUUUCUGGUCUCUCUGGCAUCAGCGGACAUUCUCGUGGCCACACUGGUCAUCCCCUUCUCCCUCGCCAAUGAGGUCAUGGGCUACUGGUACUUUGGGAGUACUUGGUGCGCCUUCUAUCUGGCUCUGGAUGUGUUGUUCUGCACCUCAUCCAUCGUGCACCUGUGCGCCAUCAGCCUGGACCGCUACUGGUCAGUGACAAAGGCGGUCAGCUACAACCUGAAGCGGACACCUAAGCGCAUCAAGUCCGUGAUCGCUGUCGUGUGGAUAAUAUCUGCUGUCAUCUCCUUCCCUCCUCUUCUCAUGACCAAACAUGAUGAACGAGAGUGCCUGCUAAACGAUGAGACCUGGUACAUCCUCUCCUCUUGCCUGGUGUCCUUCUUCGCGCCAGGUCUCAUCAUGAUUCUGGUUUACUGUAAGAUCUAUAAGGUUGCCAAGCAGCGCUCCUCCACCGUGUUCGUGGCCAAGAACGGCCUGGAGAGGCAGCCCUCUCAGUCCGAAACCUGUUUCGUCAGGAAGGAUCGUUUCGAGAUGGAGAGCCCCAGUAGCCAGAGCUCCGGCAGCCACCAGCAGAAGCAAGGGGAGCUGGAUGACAUCGACCUGGAGGAGAGCUGCUGUCCGUCGGAUACUAAACCCCGCAAUCAUCGCUUCACCAAGCGGAGGAAGGUGGAGGGGUCAGACUGCUGCCCUCCUCAGAACUGCCGUCUCUCCUGGGCUUCGGCCCGGGCAUUACAGCUCUACCCGGAGCAGAAGAACCCAGCUGCGCGACAACAGUUGGCCGCGGCCAACAAAACCAAAGUGGCCCAGAUGCGGGAGAAACGUUUCACCUUCGUGCUGGCGGUAGUGAUGGGGGUGUUUGUGCUUUGCUGGUUCCCUUUCUUCUUUACUUACACCCUGCAUGCUAUCUGCAGAGACAGCUGCUACAUCCCUGGCGCACUUUUCAACCUUUUCUUUUGGAUUGGCUACUGCAAUAGUUCUGUAAACCCCAUAAUAUACACUAUUUUCAACAGGGAUUUCAGGAAAUCCUUCAAGAAAAUCAUAUGCAGAACUUCUAAACGCACAUGAACACAGAAAGUGUUCCUGGGACAAAUCUGUUUAGCCUCUUACUCAACAGUGCUUGGGAGGAAUUAUAUUAUUAAAACUCAUUCUCUUGGCUUACUGGUUCCCCUCCUCAAAAUCAUUUUAAUGUAACUACUAUCAUAUUGGAAAAAAGUGAUCCAGUGUUGUGUACAAAUUUAAAAGUCUAUAAAUAAAAUGUAAAGUUGAGCAAAACAAAAGAGAAAUAUUUUUGCGCUUCAGUGUUGCAAGCAUCAAACAUGGUCAGUUAUUUAAUCAUUAGAUAUAUGUUUGCCACUUGGGAUAUGCAAAGUUGCAAUAUAUAAGGCACUGUAUAAUAAGUCCUGGAAACCUGCACCUUUGAUCAAGAAAUCCCUGUAUUGAAUCAAUGUUUUAUGCUGCAGCAAGCUGGGGGAAAGAGCUACUUCAGAGUAAAAUUAAAGCCAUGAAGGAAGCUGGAUUCCAGUGCUGGUCGCUGGUUGUUUUGUGUUGAGAUAAAUAGAGGAUUAAUCUAUAAGAUAUGAGCAUGGGGACAAGCAGGUAAGCUGUGGAUGUGUUAUGGUGGAAAAGAAGAAAUUAAAUCUUAUAGGUCAAACAAGGUUUGUCAUGAAGUAAAGCAUGUUGGAUGGUUGAAAUGUGUGGCUUUAUCACAGGUUAUUCAGAUACAUUUAUCGUUGCCUGCUGCAGUUAAAGCUACAGUGGGGCUCUCAGCCAUUUCUUAUCAGUGAACCCCCAAACUUACGUAAGAGUCCAAUCUCACAGCCUCACCACACCAUCGCACCACCUUGCACCAGAACAAUGGCCAAGCUGCAGCCUGUGUGUGCUAAAUCCAUUGCGUAAAUCUGUGUAUUUCAUUUCACUACCUCACAAUACCUCAGUGUUUUGUAAGUAAAUAUUUAAACCUUGUGAGAUCACAAUUCUGCUAUACAACCUGAUUUCAGUGUCAUGGGACAGAGAUCAGAUUGGGGUUACAUUGUCAAGCGAUCAUUACUUUCAUUGUGUUGUAAAAUUCUUGUUUAAAAUUUUCUUUUUAAAUAAAAUGUUACUGGGAAGGUGAGAAAAAGAAAA
Molecule: messenger RNA, 2731 nt
Organism: Dicentrarchus labrax (European seabass)
Lineage: Eukaryota; Metazoa; Chordata; Actinopteri; Moronidae
Gene: adra2db
Product: adrenergic, alpha-2D-, receptor b
Exons: 1
Coding region: 401-1672 (423 amino acids)
Biological process (GO): regulation of vasoconstriction; platelet activation; regulation of smooth muscle contraction
Cellular component (GO): membrane
Molecular function (GO): alpha2-adrenergic receptor activity
Source: RefSeq, a predicted model, not a curated record